AUCAUAAUCUGUAGGUACAUCUGUGUAAACAAUAUUGUGAUUAUGCAAUCACAUUGGGCAGGAACAACAAAGGAUAACGAUCCGAUCAACUUCAAGUUUGAAAUAGGUGACAGAGACGGGAAAAAAUGGAUAUCACAAAAUAGAUCCUUGCAUGACAAUAUACCUGUACAACUAAAUCCCAGCGUAACGGAAGCAUGGGAGCUUGAGAGAUCAAAAAAUGAAGCCUUGUGGAGUUUUUACAUUUUAUUAGAUGACGGGAAAAAGAUGUACGUCACAUAUAACUUCAACAGCGAUGACGUUACUCUAGAAGAAUUAGAUGACAUCACGCAGAACAACGGGAAAGGAAGAUUUUUUUAUAUGCUGCCUAAACCAAACUUCGGGAUGUUUCUGCGGGCUCAAAAUUCACGUGACAGAUACGUACGAAACAGCGGAGGAAAGUUAGAAAUGACAACAUCAAAAAAUCUUACUGAUGAUAUGGAAUGGUUCAUUACGGCUUCGUUCGAAGAUAUUACAGCUGUGUCUCUUUCCCGUCUCGCAGAAAUUCGAAAUGAUCCCAUUGCAAAUAAAUGGGUGUACCAAGAUGCAAAAAUAAACGCACCAAUCCAAGUACAACAAACCGGCGCUCUGCAGGAAUGGCAGCUUAACUUUAGAGACAGUGGUCGGAGUUGUGAAUUUUCAGCCGGAAAUUUGUAUGCAGAAGUAAAUAUAAGUCAACUAUUGUUUGGCUCAGUCCCAGCGGAAUUUACAUGGCAUGAUACUGGAGGUGGAGUACUCUUGAAAUGCAAAUCUAAUAAUCAAUACGUAGUCGCUCCAGAGGGAAGCGGCGACCUUCACUUUUUACCAGGAAAAAAGAAUGCUACUGUUUGGGACAUAAUGACAACAAGAAUUGUCUUGAAAUACAAAGACAAAACCAUCAUUGUGCCAUAUUAUGAUAUAGUUUGAUUGUGAUAUAGUUUAAAAAAUCUUUGUUUGUCAACAAAUGUGAACUAGUGUUUAAUUACACCGUCACAAAAUUUACACAAACUGUAAAAUAGUUCAGAUGUAAAAUAAUUUUUUUAAUUUUCGUAAAACUAAUUAGAAAGUUUAUAAUUUAUUUUUGGGGCCACCCUGUAAAUAAGAACCAAACCACUUAAA
Molecule: messenger RNA, 1134 nt
Organism: Styela clava
Lineage: Eukaryota; Metazoa; Chordata; Ascidiacea; Stolidobranchia; Styelidae
Source: RefSeq, a predicted model, not a curated record